AUCUCGAAAACCUUCGAAGAACGUGCCGCCUUUUCAUGUUGCCUGUAAAUAAAUACAAAUAAUUUGUAAUAUUAUGUCGAUCCAAUACCAACGAUUCUUAAAAGUACUUGAGAAGUGGCCGGCGGAGAAAUCUAAAGUCGGCAGUGAAGGAGUAGCUGCAGGUGUGGACAGACUAGAGCCGGCUAUUAAGAUGACCGAGGCCAAAAUCAUAUCGGGCACAUUGGUGGCCAAGAGCAUACGCGAAGAGCUGCGCAAUGAGGUUAAAUCAUUUGCUCAACGUUUGCCCAACUUUCAACCCGGACUGAGAAUCGUUCAGGUGGGUGGACGUGAGGAUUCGAAUGUCUACAUACGCAUGAAGAUCAAGGCAGCCACAGAGAUUGGCAUUGAUGCAGUUCACAUUCAGUUGCCCAAGACGAUAACCGAACGGGAGUUGCUUGAUAAGAUUAACGAUCUGAACGAUGAUCCCCAAGUGCAUGGAAUUAUUGUGCAAAUGCCUUUGGACUCUGACACGACCAUAGACUCGCAUCGCAUUACAGAUGCGGUAUCUGCCGCUAAGGAUGUGGACGGUUUGCAUACCAUUAAUGAGGGUCGUCUCUCUAUCGGUGAUCUGAAAGGAUUUUUGCCCUGCACUCCUUGGGGUUGCCUCGAAUUGAUUCGACGAACCGGCGUGGAUAUUGUUGGUGCAAGAGCCGUAGUAUUGGGUCGCAGUAAAAUCGUUGGAACUCCUGCCGCCGAGCUACUUAAAUGGGCCAAUGCCACUGUUACCGUCUGCCAUUCAAAAACUCGAAACCUGGAGGAGGUCACCAAAACAGCCGAUAUUCUGGUUGUCGGCAUUGGUGUGGCUGAAAUGGUCAAAGGAUCGUGGAUCAAACCCGGCGCUGUGGUCAUCGAUUGUGGCAUCAAUGUGAAGCCAGACGCCAGCAAGGCUAACGGAACUCGCCUGGUGGGUGACGUGGACUACGAGGAGGCUAAAAAGGUCGCAGGCUUUAUAACCCCAGUUCCAGGUGGUGUGGGACCCAUGACAGUAGCCAUGCUGAUGAAGAACACCGUGCGAUCGGCAGCUCGGGCUUUGGAUCGUCAGACGCGUACCACUUGGACACUUGAACCGUUGUCAUUGAAGCCUCUGAGGCCAGUACCCAGUGAUAUUGUGAUAGCCAGAGCCCAGAAGCCCAAGGAUAUUGCUUAUCUGGCCAAUGAGAUUGGCUUGGAGCCGCGAGAAGUCUCUCUGUAUGGAAAUAAGAAGGCAAAAAUCUCCCUGGACGUCUUGUCACGCUUAAAGAACAAGGAGGUGGGCAACUAUGUUGUAGUGGCCGGCAUUACUCCGACUCCGCUGGGUGAGGGAAAGACCACAACGCUAAUGGGUCUGAUCCAGGCUCUGGGCGCCCAUAAGCGAAGGAAUGUAGUGGCAGCGCUUCGUCAGCCAUCGAUGGGACCAACGUUUGGCAUCAAAGGAGGUGCUGCUGGCGGUGGCUAUGCCCAGGUUAUACCCAUGGAGGAAUUCAAUCUCCAUUUAACAGGCGAUAUACACGCCGUAUCCGCGGCCAAUAAUUUGCUGGCUGCUCAACUGGACACUCGUAUAUUCCACGAGUCCACGCAGCAGGACAAGGCUCUGUAUGAUCGCUUGGUUCCUCGGGUCAAGGGAGUCCGUAAAUUUAGUCCCAUUCAAUUACGUCGCCUGGAACGUUUGGGCAUAACUAAAACAGAUCCCGAUACACUCAGCGAAGAUGAAUAUCGAUCAUUCGCCAGAUUGGACAUUGAUUCCGAUACCAUUAUGUGGGAGCGUGUGGUGGACAUGAACGAUCGGUAUUUGCGAUCAGUUACAGUGGGUGAAUCUAGCACGGAGAAGGGACUAACCCGUCGGACAGGCUUUGCCAUUUCAGUGGCUAGUGAAAUAAUGGCCGUUUUGGCUCUGUCUCGUAGUCUGGAGGAUAUGAAGCAGCGACUGGCCGACAUGGUGGUGGCUUUCGAUAAAAAGGGCAAACCAGUAACCGCUGAUGACCUGGGCAUGACUGGUGCCUUGUCUGUCCUGCUCAAGGAUGCUCUGGAACCAAAUUUAAUGCAGUCGCUAGAGGGCACACCUGUCCUUGUCCAUGCCGGACCCUUUGCCAAUAUUGCCCAUGGCUGUAAUUCCAUAAUAGCCGAUGAGAUUGGCCUGAAACUGGUAGGCAAACAGGGAUUCGUUUGCACUGAAGCCGGUUUCGGGUCUGACAUUGGCAUGGAGAAGUUCUGCAAUAUCAAGUGUCGCACUUCCGGACGUUCACCUAAUGCCAUGGUCUUGGUAACUACUGUGCGAGCCAUUAAAAUGCAUGGCGGCGGCGCUGCUGUGACCCCUGGUGCUCCGCUUAACAAGCAGUACACGGAGGAGAACAUCGAACUGGUGGAGAAGGGCUUGCCCAAUCUGCUGCAACAUAUCUCGAAUGGCAAGGCGCAUGGCUUGCCCGUCGUUGUGUCCAUAAAUGCCCACACUAAUGACACCAAGGCAGAGCACGAGGUGCUUAAGAAGGCGGCACUUGCGGCCGGAGCAUUCGAUGCAGUUGUCUCCACUCACUGGGCUGAUGGUGGUGCUGGGGCUAUUGCUCUAGCGGACGCUGUAAUCAAGGCCUGCGAGAAAGCCAAUAAUUUCAAGCUUCUAUACGAUGCCGAAUUGCCUCUGGUAGAUAAGAUGACCAAAAUAGCCACCACUAUGUAUGGAGCCGGCAAGGUACAGCUCACACAAAAGGCUCUGGAGAAGGUCAAACUUUUGACUAAUGCGGGUUUUGGAAGUCUACCCAUUUGCAUGUCGAAAACUUCGGGAUCCGUUACAGGUGAUGCCAAAAUCAAGGGGGCUCCCAAGGGUUUCACUCUGGACGUGGAGGAUGUAUAUGUCGCCGCUGGAGCCGGUUUUGUUGUGGCCAUGUGUGGAGAGAUUACCAAAAUGCCUGGACUCUCGACUCGUCCGGCCAUUUACGACAUUGAUCUAAAUACGCAAACGGGACAAAUUGAAGGCUUAUUCUAGACAUUAUCAAUCAAUGUGGUUCUAUAUGUAACUUGACUCUUCAUUCCUUUUUAACUUGUAUAUAUGUAAAACUUGACAAAUUUUAUAUGCAUUUCAAAUAUAUAAUAAUUGAGAAA
Drosophila willistoni is the source of this 3111-nucleotide messenger RNA. RefSeq names its product C-1-tetrahydrofolate synthase, cytoplasmic (gene pug). Lineage: Eukaryota; Metazoa; Arthropoda; Insecta; Diptera; Drosophilidae. The transcript has 6 exons. Gene Ontology annotation, biological process: tetrahydrofolate interconversion; mitochondrial respiratory chain complex III assembly. Gene Ontology annotation, cellular component: mitochondrial matrix; cytosol. The record is from RefSeq and is a predicted model, not a curated record. Bases 74 to 2995 code for a protein of 973 amino acids. Gene Ontology annotation, molecular function: formate-tetrahydrofolate ligase activity; methenyltetrahydrofolate cyclohydrolase activity; ATP binding.